Nymphaea colorata (pocket water lily) is the source of this 1575-nucleotide messenger RNA. Its product is annotated as S-adenosylmethionine synthase 1-like. Gene Ontology annotation, biological process: S-adenosylmethionine biosynthetic process. Lineage: Eukaryota; Viridiplantae; Streptophyta; Magnoliopsida; Nymphaeales; Nymphaeaceae. Bases 135 to 1310 code for a protein of 391 amino acids. Gene Ontology annotation, molecular function: ATP binding; methionine adenosyltransferase activity. The record is from RefSeq and is a predicted model, not a curated record. Gene Ontology annotation, cellular component: cytosol. The transcript has 2 exons.
UGGCUGGUGCAAAGGAUGCAGGAGGAGCUAUAAAUUCGGUGGUCCGCUCAAGGGGAUUCCUCACCCUCUAAACUUCAAAGAUCAUAGUUCCUGAGAUCUGAGGAAGCAGUUGCCCGAUCGUCUUUGUCAAGGAGAUGGACACCUUCCUCUUCACCUCCGAGUCUGUCAAUGAGGGCCAUCCUGACAAGCUCUGCGAUCAGGUAUCAGAUGCCAUACUUGAUGCCUGCCUGGAACAGGAUCCUGACAGCAAGGUUGCAUGUGAAACGUGCACCAAGACAAACAUGGUGAUGGUAUUUGGUGAGAUCACCACCAAGGCAAACAUCAACUAUGAAAAGAUUGUUAGAGACACCUGCAGGGAGAUUGGAUUCGUCUCUGCUGAUGUUGGCCUCGACGCAGACCACUGCAAUGUCCUGGUGAACAUCGAGCAGCAAAGUCCAGACAUUGCUCAAGGUGUGCAUGGCCACCUUACCAAGAAGCCAGAGGAGAUUGGAGCUGGAGACCAAGGCCACAUGUUCGGGUAUGCAACCGAUGAGACACCUGAACUCAUGCCCCUCACCCAUGUCCUGGCGACAAAGCUCGGUGCAAAACUCACAGAAGUCAGAAAGAAUGGAACCUGUCCAUGGCUGAGGCCUGAUGGCAAGACACAGGUCACUGUUGAGUACAAAAAUGAAGGGGGUGCCAUGGUCCCACUUAGAGUUCACACUGUUCUCAUCUCCACACAGCAUGACGAAACAGUCACAAACGAUAAGAUAGCAGCAGAUUUGAAAGAACAUGUGAUCAAACCUGUUGUUCCAUCAGAAUAUCUUGAUGAGAAAACCAUAUUUCACCUGAACCCAUCCGGCCGAUUUGUCAUUGGGGGACCUCAUGGUGAUGCAGGCCUUACUGGUAGGAAGAUCAUUAUUGACACCUAUGGAGGAUGGGGUGCACAUGGAGGUGGUGCAUUCUCUGGAAAGGACCCAACCAAGGUUGACAGAAGUGGCGCCUACAUUGUUAGGCAGGCAGCAAAGAGUGUGGUGGCAUCAGGCCUCGCUCGCCGUUGCCUAGUGCAGGUCUCCUAUGCCAUUGGUGUGCCUGAGCCGCUCUCUGUCUUUGUGGAUACCUACAAGACAGGCAAAAUCCCAGACAAGGAUAUACUGGCCCUGAUCAAGGAGAACUUUGAUUUCAGGCCAGGGAUGAUCUCUAUCAAUUUGGAUCUGAAGAGGGGAGGCAAUUUCAGGUUCCAAAAGACUGCUGCCUAUGGCCAUUUUGGACGCGAUGAUGCAGAUUUCACAUGGGAGAUCGUUAAGCCACUCAAGUGGGAAAAGGCCUAAAGUUAAACCUUUCUUACUGCUAUAUGCACUCAGAGUGCACAAAGUAUUGGUCCAUGGUGUGCCUGUUAUUCUCUUUUCCCAUUUUUCAUGUUUUUGCCUCAUUGAAAUAAUUGUGCAAGUGAGAUGUCUUGUUUGGGAGUAAAGCAGAGCGGAAAGAAAGAGCAUUUGUAUUGAGAAAAACCAGUCUGAUCAGGCUAUCAGACAUAAUUAUGUAACAUUUACUGGUUUUUCAGUUUUAUCCUAAUAAUAGCAUUUACAUUAAUCA